UGUAUUUUGACUCCGUUAGACAUGUCCUGGCAAACAUUCGAGUUUAUCCACGUCAUAAAAAUGUAAACAAUGAAUUAAUACGCAGUUUGGAUGAGAAUGUUGUGCUGCUGUAAUGGACAUCGUUCAGCGCAUUGUCAUAUCCUGAUAUUGAACGACUUAGACACAUAAAGCUCAGAAUUGAAGCAACAAAAGCGCUCCUAUGUUGGUAAAAGAAGAUGAAAGGACAUGAUUUGGGAAAGGACUGUCUGGCAUCUGGUUCUGCGUACAGGGCCGUACCGUCCAGAGAGAACUUACCUGUGACUGAGGGAGACCAGAACAAACUAUCUAAAGUCCAGGAUGCUUUUGAAACAGCUGCGAGAGCCGAGGGUGGCCUAUCAUUGGAUGGGGGCAAUAUCGCUCACGAAAAGGAGUUGGAGGAUGAAGUCGGGAGAAGCAAAUACCACCACAGUGUCAGCGUACUGAAGCCCUUUCGCUCUACCAGCAAGCAUCAGCAUCCGGUGGACAAUGCCGGCCUCUUCUCUUUUAUGACAUUUAAUUGGUUGACCUCAUUGGCUGUGUUGGCCCAUAAGAAGGGUCAGCUGUUCCUGGAGGAUAUAUGGGCCGUGUCGCAGUUCGAGUGCUGUGAGACCAAUCAUCGCCGGCUGGCCAGGCUGUGGGAUGAAGAGGUCAAGUCACGAGGGGACGGGGCGUCUCUUCGUCGUGUGGUCUGGCUCUUUUGCCGCACACGUCUGCUGCUGUCCAUCCUCUGCCUUAUGGUUACUCAACUCGCAGGCUUCAGUGGCCCAGCGUUUGUGGUGUGGCGGUUACUGGAGUAUACGCAGAUGAGUGAACCAGACCUACCCUACGGCCUGCUGCUGGUGCUGGGUCUAUUGGCCACCGAGAUGAUUCGCUCCUGGUCCCUUGCCCUCACCUGGGCACUCAACUACCGCACCGGCACCCGCCUGCGUGGAGCCAUCCUGACGAUGGCAUUCCACAAGAUACUGCGGCUGCGCAGUCUACGAGAGAAAAGCAUGGGAGAGCUGAUCAAUAUGUGUUCGAGCGAUGGGCAGCGCAUGUUUGAAGCUGCUGCUGUCGGCAGCCUGUUGGCAGGAGGCCCCCUGGUGGUCGUACUAGGAAUGGCAUACAACUUGUUUGUAUUGGGGCCAACCUCUCUGCUAGGCUCUGCCGUAUUCAUCCUCUUCUACCCUACUAUGAUGUUUAGUUCCAGGCUGACGGCUUACUUCAGGAGGAAAGGAGUGGCCGUGACUGACCAGCGUGUUCAAAAGAUGAAUGAGAUACUGAACUACAUCAAGUUCGUUAAGAUGUACGCCUGGGUUAAGGCCUUCUCACAAGCUGUGCGAAGAAUAAGAGACGAGGAGCAUCAGAUCCUGGAGCGAACAGGAUAUUUUCAGAGCAUAACAGUUGGCGUUGCCCCCAUCAUCGUGGUGAUCGCUAGUGUGGCGACAUUCUCCACCCAUAUGUUGCUGGGUUAUGACCUUACUGCUGCACAGGCGUUCACGGUUGUGACUGUUUUCAAUGCCAUGACCUUUGCCCUGAAGGUCACCCCAUUUUCUGUCAAGUCUCUCUCUGAGGCAUCUGUUGCCAUAGAUAGGUUCAAGAGUGUACUCCUGAUGGCCGAAGUAAAGAAGAUCCGUGAACUUCCACGGAAUUCUUCUGUUGCCAUAGAGAUGAUUGGUGCCAGUCUGGCUUGGGAAACGGGGGGUCACAGUGCACAGCCCUCGCCCCGCGGUACGCCUUACGUUGGCCUGGGCCUGAAAGGGGGACGCAAGAAGUGCCGACAACAUGAUGCUCCAAGACAUCACGGGAUAUUGGAGGAGGAACAGCAUGGUCAACUGUUGAAUGAUGUGUCUGGAGACAUGGCCUCCAGCCCAGACGAUCAAACCCUUCAAGUUCCAACCAUCAGCCAACGGCUGCAAAGAACUCUCCACUGCAUCAAUCUCACUAUACAAAAGGGGAAGCUGGUUGGUGUCUGUGGCAGUGUGGGAAGUGGCAAAACAUCUCUCACCUCUGCCAUUCUUGGCCAGAUGACUCUUUUAGAGGGAACCGUCGCUGUUAAUGGAGAUUUUGCAUACGUGGCUCAACAGGCCUGGAUUCUUAAUGCAUCCUUCCGUGACAAUAUCCUGUUCGGCAAGGAAAUGGAGGAAGAGAGGUAUCAAGCUGUUUUGAGUGCUUGCUGCCUGAGACCAGAUCUGGCCAUCCUCCCUAAUGCUGAUCUGACUGAGAUUGGAGAACGUGGUGCCAACCUCAGUGGUGGGCAGCGCCAGCGGAUAAGCCUGGCUCGAGCUUUAUACAGCAACAGGGACAUUUACAUUCUCGAUGACCCUCUAAGUGCUCUGGAUGCUCAUGUCGGAAAUCACAUCUUCAACAACGCCAUAAGGAAGCAGCUGCGUGGCAAGACCAUCAUCUUCAUCACUCACCAGCUUCAGUAUCUGGUGGACUGUGAUGACGUGAUCUUCAUGCGUGAUGGCAGCAUCACAGAACAAGGCAGCCAUGAGGACCUGAUGAAUAUGAAUGGAGACUACGCUGCCAUUUUUAACAACCUUCAACUUGGAGAAACACCAUUCAUUGAGGUUCCGAAUAAGAUCUCUGGGAGUUCCUUGAAGAAACCUUUAGAGACCAAGAAGGCAGGAUCUGUCAAAAAAGAAAAAUCAGCCAGCCAAAAUGAAGGUCAGCUGAUACAGGUGGAAGAGCGAGGGAAGGGCUCAGUGCCCUGGGCGGUGUAUAAAGUGUACAUCCAGGCUUUAGGAGGGCUGCCCGUCUUCUUCCUCAUCCUAGCCCUUUUUGUUCUCAAUGUGGGCAGCACAGCCUUCAGCAACUGGUGGCUUAGCUACUGGAUCAAACAGGGCAGUGGGAACACCACAGUGCAGGUGGGGAACAGUUCAGUAUUGAGUGAAAGUAUGCGAGAUAACCCACAGAUGCAACAUUAUGCUGCUGUCUACACUAUGUCUAUGGGUAUCAUGCUCCUUCUCAAACUACUGCGAGGCAUUGUGUUUGUCAAGUGUACUCUCCGUGCCUCCUCAAGACUUCAUGACGAACUUUUCCAGAAGAUUCUUCGUAGUCCCAUGAAAUUUUUUGACACAACGCCCACAGCACGCAUACUCAACAGGUUCUCCAAAGACAUGGAUGAAGUGGACACACGUUUGCCUUUCCAGGCCGAAAUGUUCAUUCAGAACGUGAUUCUGGUGCUAUUUUGCCUGGGUGUGAUUGGCAGCGUGUUCCCUUGGUUCCUGGUGGCAGUGGGGCCACUGGUGCUGCUCUUUACUGCACUGCAUGUGGUUUCUCGGGUCUUUAUUCGGGAACUCAAGCGAUUUGAUAACGUCACACAGUCGCCUUUCCUGUCCCACAUUGCCUCCAGCAUUCAGGGCCUAACAACGGUGCAUGCAUAUGGCAAAGAGGACGAAUUCCUGAACAGGUAUCAGGAGCUGCUGGAUCAGAACCAGGCUCCCUUUUAUCUGUUUAGCUGUGCCAUGCGCUGGCUAGCUGUGCGUCUGGAUGUGAUCAGCGUGGCUCUCAUUAGCAUCACAGCUUUGAUGAUUGUCCUCAUGCAUGGCCAGAUUUCUCCUGCCUACGCAGGCCUGGCCAUUUCCUAUGCUGUGCAGCUCACUGGAUUAUUUCAGUUUACUGUUCGUUUGGCCUCUGAGACUGAAGCUCGUUUCACCUCAGUAGAGCGGAUCCAUCAGUACAUCAAGUCUAUGUCACUGGAGGCCCCUGCCAGGGUGAAAAACAAGGCUCCUCCAUCUGACUGGCCCCAGGAGGGUGAGAUUGUGUUUGAUGGAACAGAGAUGAGGUACAGAGACAACCUUCCCCUAAUACUAAAGAAAGUUUCCUGCACCAUUCGACCAAAAGAGAAGAUUGGGAUUGUGGGACGAACAGGCUCAGGAAAGUCGUCUUUGGGAGUGGUUCUCUACCGGCUGGUUGAACCUUGUGGUGGCUCCAUUAAGAUUGAUGGUGUCAACAUCUGUGACAUUGGCCUUGCAGAUUUGCGCAGCAAACUGUCAAUCAUUCCUCAGGAGCCAGUGCUUUUCAGUGGUACAGUCAGAUCCAACCUGGAUCCAUUUAACCAGUAUUCAGAAGAGCUAAUCUGGGAUGCCCUGGAGAGGACACACAUGAAAGAAUGUGUGUCUCAGCUGCCUCUAAAGCUGGAGUCCGAGGUGGUUGAAAAUGGAGAGAACUUCUCUGUGGGUGAGAGGCAGCUGCUCUGUGUGGCCAGAGUUCUUCUGAGACAGUGCAAGAUCUUGAUCCUGGAUGAGGCCACUGCGGCUAUGGACACAGAGACUGAUUGUUUAAUUCAGGAGACAAUUCGUAAUGCUUUCCAGGACUGCACCACUCUGACUAUUGCACACAGACUGCACACGGUGCUCAACUGUGACCGUAUCAUGGUGCUCAAUCAGGGCCAGGUGGUGGAAUUCGAUGAGCCGUCCAAGCUUCUGGCCAAUGAAAACUCCCGCUUCUGUGCAAUGCUAGCAGCAGUGGAGAACAAAAUUUCUGUAAGAGGCUAAAGGAUGUCCGAGCCAAGGUUUCACUCCCGAGGACUGAAGGGAACAUUCUCCAUUAAUAUUCCAGUCACUGCUGCUUCAAUGUUACUCCCUCCUUCAGACCUGUUGGGACCUGGGGAGGGAGAUUAUUGUAUUUCCAUGAAACUCAUGGGCUGUCAUUAGGGGCAUGCCUGUUAAGAUGUACAACUUGUAAGCUUAAAUGGUAAGGUCAACAAACACUGAUACUAUAAUAAUAUUUACAUAAUGGCGGGGGAAAUCAGUUUUCAUGUAGUUCCAUUCAUGCAAACUGGUAUGCUUUACAGAGUAUAUAUAUCUCUGUUUAUAGGAAUAUAUAUAUAUAUAUAUAUAUAUAUAUAUAUAUAUAUAUAUAUAUAUAUAUAUAUAUACACAUAUAUAUAUAUACAUAUAUUUACAAGGUGGUUGCAGAGUCCUUUUAUAUUGAUUCUGCUGGUCUAUGUACAGAAUGUAAUAUACAUUUCAGAUGUAUCAUAUUUCAUUACUGUUUAAUAGUUUUUGACAACUUGACCGUCUUCAGUUCAUGUGUAACUGUUGUCUUGUGACUUGAACCCUGAACUUUGGCACAGGUGAUGUUGUCCACAGGAUGCUGUAAAAGCACUGUGUAGGUUGGACUCUUAAAGAGAAACAGUGCUGCUUAUUCAUUGUAUCCUUGUUCAGCACACCAAGGAUUCAAAUGUUUAUUUAGCUAAGUGGCCUAUUUCCACUGUUAACAUUUGCUUAUACCAAAUGUGGUCUGUUUUGUUUUUAAUUUUACUUAUGAAUGCAUAUCUCAUUUAGGCUUGUUUUUGCACUUUUGCGCUCGCAGAGGAGUUCACCUGUCAUUUUUAUUUUUCCCAAAAGACAUGCUUGUCAAGCAUAAUCUUAAUGGACCAAAUUGCCUAGAAUGGGCCUUUUUGUUUUGUGUGCUACAUUGUUUAUCACAGCAGUGGUGCAACUAGAUCACAUUGAAUGGAACUCCUGUAUCAGGUUGCGACUUUUAUCUGUGGUCUGCAUGAAGAGAAAUUUAAUUUAGAAAAAGCCCUCUCAUCAAACCCUGCAAAAUUGUUUGUUAUUUCCAUUUCUAUUCAUAGCCUUACCAUGAUUUCUUAAUUGCCUUUUGAAAAGGGUGGAAUGAGAGGAGGAGAGAGCACACUCUCCACUGUCUCAAUAAAGUUAUAUUUGGUUUA
Xyrauchen texanus (razorback sucker) is the source of this 5680-nucleotide messenger RNA. RefSeq names its product ATP-binding cassette sub-family C member 5-like. Gene Ontology annotation, molecular function: ATP binding; ATP hydrolysis activity; ABC-type transporter activity. The transcript is spliced from 29 exons. Lineage: Eukaryota; Metazoa; Chordata; Actinopteri; Cypriniformes; Catostomidae. Gene Ontology annotation, cellular component: membrane. The record is from RefSeq and is a predicted model, not a curated record. Gene Ontology annotation, biological process: transmembrane transport. Bases 216 to 4499 code for a protein of 1427 amino acids.